CUCAAUGCUGAAAACACUACUCGCACGAUGAAUGCUACCAUCGACGAGGUCUUCUUCGACGAGUGCACUGCGGGCGCUUACCGUGCUCCACCUGAGCUCAGUCAGAUCUGGGAUGUCUACGACUUUUGGGCAAACCGUAUGUCUGAGGCUGAGGCUGGCGCUGUUCUGGCUGGUAUGAACGGUACUACUGUACAAAUCAGCAGCAACAGCACUACCAGGUUCAACACGACUGCUAUAUCGUAUGCCGACGGUGUUGAGACCAUGCACCCUGCGCUCUGGGGUCAGCAAGUUGGCACUCUUGCUUCUGGUGGCCGUUUCGAGGCUGAGAUUGAGAGGCACUCGGUUGGUGUGUACAGGCUUAAAUCUCAGGAGGCGAGCCAUGAGGAAAAGGGAUGA
Macroventuria anomochaeta is the source of this 396-nucleotide messenger RNA. RefSeq lists its product as uncharacterized. The record is from RefSeq and is a predicted model, not a curated record. The annotation marks the transcript as partial. Lineage: Eukaryota; Fungi; Ascomycota; Dothideomycetes; Pleosporales; Didymellaceae. The transcript has a single exon.